Messenger RNA from Phaeodactylum tricornutum CCAP 1055/1, 1506 nucleotides. RefSeq lists its product with no specific name. Bases 79 to 1506 code for a protein of 475 amino acids. Lineage: Eukaryota; Bacillariophyta; Bacillariophyceae; Surirellales; Neidiaceae. The transcript has a single exon. The record is from RefSeq and is a predicted model, not a curated record.
UAUCACCACAUACCUUUUAUUUCGAGCAACCAACCAACUCACUACCACAAGCAUCAAAAGCUACAGCUACCGAGCCCAAUGAGAUCCUUCCUCGUAAUUGGAAUCCUCAUUGCAAUGCCUGCUUUAGGAAUAUGCGCUUUCGGAACAGGCACUAUUUGCUACAGGUCACCGAAAACUCCAAGGCGCCAACCGACGCCGUUUUCCAGGGGAUUGCUGAGCCGUCAUCUCUUUGGAAAUCGACAAAACAAGUUUCUCAAAUCUGAAUUCUUUCCCUUAGACGAGAUCCCACAAGAAGAACGUGCUUUUCUUGAAGAAGUCAAGCUCCGUCCGAAAUUUGACCGUGAAUCGCUUAUGGAAAUUGUCAUUCCCCUCAUGGCUCCUUUUAUCGCUUUUUUCAGCUACGAUUUCGUGGCUUCUACCUUUGAUUGGACAAUUGACACACUUUCCGAUUUGACGUCCGAUAAGAACUGGGUAGCCGUCGAUGGAGGUCGAUACCAGGCAAGUAUUAUGACUCCCGUUACCAAUGGUGUGGUUCUGCCAGCUGUGGCAGUCCUGUUCGCGACAUUGACUUCCACUACCAUCAGCACCUUGCGUAUGCGUCAAGUAGAAGUACUUCGCGCCAUUAACAUGGAAGCUGGCGAGCUGCGGGUACUGGAGUCUAUAGUGGCAGUAUUUCCGGACGGUGAUCUCAAGGAUCGUUGUCGAAAUUAUCUGAUUCAGUACACAUCCCGCAUUAUUGCUGAAAGUCAACCCCACAGCGGUUUCGUUGGCGAUGACUUUUCUAGCAUCAACCCCCGCCGUGGUAUGGACAGCGAGCUUAACGGAUUUCUGCAGCAGCUCAACUUGUUUACGCCCGACAUCUCGUCUCAUUUGGCGGAAGAAUCAUACGCUGCUCUUGCGCGUUUACGUGAACAACGAUAUAACCGUAUUUCGGCCCUUGAAGUGACCUACCCUGGUCUCCAUUACGCCAUCCUCGCGGCUUUGGCCAUCGCCGAAUGCACAGGCUUCCUCAUGGAAGCCAAUCAAGAGUUGCUUGUAUUUUUGAACGCUGUACAGCUAAAAAUCUUGUGGAGCAUGCUGGUCGGCACCUUUGUCGCCUGCUUUACUGUAUUUUACGAUCUUCGGUAUCCAUUUUCAGGGUCUUACCAAAUUUCAGCAAGUGUCGACCAAUUGUACACGGUACGCAUGGCUUUACAAGCACCUGUGACAAGUUUUCUUGAGCUCGAGUCGGAAACUAAAGGCUCAGACUCUGCAGUGACGACGGCGACGGACUCUUGGACUCCAGUGGCAAAUGGUAGCAAUUCUAAGUGUGUCGCGAUCAUGAAAGUAAAUGGGGCUUCUAGAGGAACUUUAAAUGGUGCUUUUCAAGAGAAUACACCAGAAAAGGAGCCAUUAGACGAGGGUAUACCAUCCAAGCCCUUUUCCAGAACCCAAAGUCUAAGGCAACAACAACAACAUACAACGUCCUAUCUCAGGAACGGAUCAAGCCACACACCCGAGCCGUAG